Messenger RNA from Alternaria triticimaculans, 1434 nucleotides. RefSeq lists its product as uncharacterized. The record is from RefSeq and is a predicted model, not a curated record. The transcript has a single exon. Lineage: Eukaryota; Fungi; Ascomycota; Dothideomycetes; Pleosporales; Pleosporaceae. Bases 1 to 1434 code for a protein of 477 amino acids.
AUGACAGGGUACGAGAACUCUAACACGGGCGGAAGUGGUCGAGAGCCCUCUCAGAGGGCCAAGACAGUUUCAUCUCACAAUAGCAAUACCGGUCGCUAUUCAGCCCCAGACGGACAUGGACGUAUAGACCAACACACUUCAGCGAGUCGGCAAGCUGUGUUACCAAACUUCACACCCCUCACAUUCGGAGACAUUGUCAACUUCUGGAUGAUCAAGCAUUGUCUUAUCGACGCCGAUCUACGAAUGGGGACCAAAGACGGAGAAUAUGGCUUCGCAGACAAAUGCGUACUCCGAUUCUAUCCAAGCAAACGCAUCCGGGACGAGUACGGCCAGGGUUGGCCGCAUGGCUUUUACAUGGAGGCUCGAGACGGCCUCGUGACUGCUGUGUCGUAUGAUGACGAUUGGCCAACAAUCGAAAUCCUACCCAUCUGGACUUAUAGUAAAACAGGAGCAUGGAAAAACGCAGAAGAAACCAUACCCAAGUCCCCGGAAUUCUGCGCUUCGCACCUGUCGAUAAUGAAACGACCGCGAGUCAAUGCUCGGAUACAAUACGAGGCAGGAAUUCGAGAAGAAUUGGCGCGGAAUCCAAACUCCACCAAGACGAUUUCACGCGGCAUGGAUUGUCCAACUCCUAACGGCCAUCCGUAUGCGCCAAUGGACUGCGUCGCGGUGGUCGAACGACUCCAUCCGUACGAUCCGAAGCGCAAUUCUUUGAUCAGGUUCUCCAUGAGUAUCACCGUAUACCAAGAUGCACGGGUGCAACGGCAUUCUUCACUGGAGCCCGAGAGCAGACUUCGCACACGAGAUAUCUACCGCAAGUUCUUAAACAUCAGGAUGCUUGAUCCUGAAGAACGGCGUACAGCUGACUAUGGCCCGUAUACUUGGCUUAGAGCACUGGACCCCAGCUACACUGGGCCCUUGACGACCCCAGAGAUCGGCACCAUCAACGCUGCACCUCCACAGGGGCCGACAGUACCUCAGCAAAACGGGGCAUUGCCGCCUUCUACCGGUCCAGCUACGGUGGCUACACCUCAUCAGAUGUCAAUGGCACCCCCUCAGAAUGCAGCCCCACCACGUCCUACUGGUACUUCGAAUUCUACUCCUCAGCAGGUGUCGACAAUGACUAAUCAGAACGGGACCUUGCCAUAUCCUAACAAUAUUACAAACGCUGCACCUCCACCUCCACCUCCACCUCCACCGUCGGCGAAGCGCAAGGCUGACGACACAGAGGCAGCGUCGUCUGUACAGGCCGAACAGCAGGCCGCAGUGGGAAAUGAUAUCGCAAAGGGAGAGGACGACAACUUCGGUGCACAAGCUGGUGACUCUACCGCACCACUGGAGCCAGCACAAAAGCGACAAAAGACCACAAUCAGCGCCGAGGACGACGCCGAUGUCGAUGCCGGGCCUAAGUCUGACGACGCAGAACCCAGAUAA